Hemiscyllium ocellatum (epaulette shark) is the source of this 1365-nucleotide messenger RNA. RefSeq names its product hexokinase-1-like. Lineage: Eukaryota; Metazoa; Chordata; Chondrichthyes; Orectolobiformes; Hemiscylliidae. Gene Ontology annotation, biological process: intracellular glucose homeostasis; glycolytic process; glucose 6-phosphate metabolic process. The record is from RefSeq and is a predicted model, not a curated record. Gene Ontology annotation, cellular component: mitochondrion; cytosol. Gene Ontology annotation, molecular function: fructokinase activity; glucokinase activity; ATP binding. The transcript is spliced from 9 exons. The coding region runs from base 1 to 1365 and encodes 454 amino acids.
AUGACCAUGAGCUGUGGAGAUACCACUGCGCACCCUGAGGUUGACCGAAUCCUCAGUCUGUUCCAAGUGAGCAAGAAGCAGCUACAUCUGGUGAUGCACAGGCUGAGGGAGGAAAUGGAGAGAGGCCUGAGCAGAAACACUUACCAGGAGGCAUCGGUCCGCAUGUUACCCACCUUCAUACGCUCACUGCCUGCUGGUAAAGUAAAUGGCAGCUUCCUGGCCUUGGACCUUGGUGGCACUAAUUUUCGAGUCUUACUGGUGAGGUUUGGUUCUGCGUGUGAAGAUGCUGAGCACAUGGUGUCUGAGAGUUACAGAAUCCCCCACAAACUGAUGCAGGCUUCGGGACAGCAGCUCUUUGAUUACAUUGUGGACUGUAUCAUAAAGUUCCUGUCAAGCCAAAACAUCAAGGAGCCUCCUCCUCUGGGAUUCACUUUCUCCUUCCCCUACCAACAGACUGGCCUAGAUCAGGGGAUCCUGCUAAACUGGACCAAGGGAUUCAAUAUUCCAGACUGUAUAGGAAAGGAUGUCGUACAGAUGUUGCGAGCUGCUAUUCAACGUCGGCAGGAAUUCGACCUGGACGUAGUUGUCAUUAUAAAUGAUACUGUUGGGACACUGAUGUCAUGUGCUUAUGAGGAUCCAAAGUGUGAAAUUGGUCUCAUUGUAGGGACUGGCACCAACGUGUGCUACAUGGAGCAGAUGAGGAACAUUGACAAAUUGGAUGGUGAUGAUGGACUCAUGUGCAUAAAUGCAGAAUGGGGAGCAUUUGGAGACAGUGUGAGGAGACCACUUCAGGACAUUAUGAAUGAAUUUGACGAGCUGGCAGAUAAACGGUCUCAGCAUCCGGGAAAGCAGAGCUUUGAGAAGAUGAUCAGUGGGUUGCUCCUGGGUACGAUUGUUCAAAAUAUUCUGUUGAAGCUCAAGGAGAAAGGAGUUAUCUUCUCAGGAAUCAAACAACAUCGACUCGAUCAUCACGGUCUCUUUGAAACAAAGUACCUGUCAGUGAUAGAAAGUGAUACUGAUGACCUGCUGAAUGUGAAAUCCAUUCUGGAAAAGUUUGAUCUAUCCUCUGGGAUUGAGGACCGCCGUUUGGUGCAGAAAAUUUGUGAGGCAGUCACGCAGAGAGCAGCUCGGCUGUGUGCGGCUGGGCUCGCUACUGUGCUUGAGAAAAUGAGGGAAGCCCAGCAACAGGAUCACAUGAUGACCGUCGGGGUGGAGGGGUCCUUGUACAGACUACAUCCUCAUUUUUCCAGGAUUCUUGAGGACACAGUGAAGGAUUUGGCUCCACAGUGUCAAGUGACUUUCCGACAUUCAAAAGAUGGCUCAGGGAGGGGGGCAGCUGUAGUUGCUGCCAUGAACAGGUGCUAA